This is a messenger RNA of Closterium sp. Naga37s-1, 13138 nucleotides long. Lineage: Eukaryota; Viridiplantae; Streptophyta; Zygnematophyceae; Desmidiales; Closteriaceae. The record is from the annotation of a GenBank genome assembly.
AUCGUCUCCCCCAGUGCCCCAUCGCCUCAUUCCUCUCGUCACUCGCUCCUCUACUAAUUCCUCCCCUCACUUACCUCUUCUCGCCAUCGUUCGCCACGGUGUUGUCGUCAGACAUCUCCCCCAUGGCCCCAUCCUCUCCCUUCCUCUCGUCACUCCGGGGUUGUUUGUGUCGACUCAAAACACACCUUUUGAGUCGACUCGAGACACAUCAUUCGCCACGGUAGGGGUGGCGGAACGGGCGGAGCUUGAGGCGGAAACUCCUCACUGGGAUAGCCGUGGGUUUCAAGAUCCUCCUUUUCUGUGUUUCCCCCGUUUCCCCCUCUACCAGGCAGCGGUGGCGGAGCAGGCGGAGCUUGAGCGCGGAAACGCGGCCAUUGCCGCCGCUGCCCCACUGCAGCCGCCGUCAUUGACGAUUGAGUCGACUCAGAAGUCAUCUAGAAGCGCCAAUCCUGCCGACGCCUUCUCUCCACAACCGCCCCGCUUUCGUGCACUGAAUCCUGGGACAAAUCCCUCAAUAGCUGUCUCCUGCAUGCUGGCACGUGAGCGAGCGCGACGAGCGGAAGCUUCCAGGAAACGAGAGGAAGCAGAGGGGCGGCGGGAAAAGGCGGAGCGCGCCCUGAGGGAGUUUCAACGGCAGGUGGGAGUUUCGGAGCUGGCUUUAAAGGUUAAGGCGGAAAACCAGUGGGAGGAUCAGCUUUUGAGGGAGAUUUGCUCGGUGGAGAGAGAUGUGGAGGAGUUGAGGGGAGUGGUGAAGGAGAAAGACGGGGAACUGGAGAGGCUGAGGGUGGAAGUUUCGAGGAAAGUAGAGCUUCUGAGGCGCGUGCAUGGGCGAGCGAUGAAGAUGAGGGCGGACGCGAAGGGGACGAUCCGACGGCUGAGAUUGGAGCUGCAGACGGCGCGGGGGUUGCUGGAGAGGAGGGAGGAGAGGGUGAGGGAGAAGGGGAGGGCGUUGAGGGGAGAGAUUAGUGUGUUGGUGCAGGAACUUGAGGAGAUUAGGGGUGGGAAUGAGGCGGUGGUGUGUGUGUUAGAGGAGGCGAGGAAAGAGGUGGUGGAGGAGAGAAAGGAGAUUGAGAAGGGGAGGAGGGAGGUGGAGGAGGCUGUGAGGGAGGUGCGGAAGCUGCAGAAUGGGAAGGAUGAGGAGGAGGGGGAGAAGGAGAAGGAGAAGGAGAAGGAGGGUGAGAGGAGAGAGGAGGGAGAGGAGGGAUCCGCUAAUAGGGAAGGAGAGGAAGCUAGGGAGGGAGAGGGGAGUGGGGGGAAUGACACUAGUGGUAUGAACAAUCUGCUGCUGGUCCAGGAGGACAUGAGGAGGCGAGAGGAAGAGUUGCAACGAGAGGCGGAGCAGGUGAGAGAGUGGCUGCACGCGGAGAGGCAGCAGCGCGCCCUCCUGGAACAGCAGCUGGCGGCAUUGGAAGAACAGAUAGAGGGGUUGAAAGAGGCGCGGAGUGGUGCUGAGGCGACUCAGGAAAAGCAGCUGGCGGAUUUGGAAGAGCAGAUUGAGGGGCUGAAAGCGGCUCGGAAGGGUGCGGUUGAGCAGAUGGAGAGGGAGAGGAGAGAGUGGGUGGAGGAGAGGAAGAGGGAGAGGGUGGGGAGAGAGGAGGAGAGGGAGCGGGCGGAGAGGGAGAUGAAAGAGAGAGUGGAGGAGGAGGAGGGGAGGAGGAGGGAUGUGGAGGUGGAAGUGAGAGAGCUGAAGGAGAGGCUUGGUGGCGAGGAGGAAGAGAGGAGGAAGGCGGAGGAGGAGAGAGAGGGAGUGAGGGAGAGAGUGAGGGAGUUGGAAGCAGAGUUGGUGGGAGUGAGGGAGAGUCUUCAGAAAGUUGAGGAGGAGAGGAGGGAGGCGGAGGAGGGGAGGGUGAGAGCGGGGGAGGAGUGGAAGAGAGAGAAGGAGGAGGUAGAGAAGGGGGUGGAGGAGGAGAGGAGGAGGAGAGGGGAUGCGGAGGAGGAGGUGGUGAGGCUGAAGGAACGUGAGGUGGCAUUGUUGACUGCGUUGACUGAGGAGACUGGGAAGGUGGGAACGCUGGAGGCUGCUUUGGCGGAGCGAGAGGCGAGGAUAUCCUCGAUAGAAGCAGAGAUUCGCUACAAGGAGGUACGUGCUGGUGAGUUGGAAGCGAGGGUUAGAGAGCUGGAGGGGAGGAUUGAGGAAGGUAGGGUUGAGUUUGAGAAGGAACGGAGGAGGAUGGAAGCGGAGAGGAGAGAGGAGAAUGUGGUGAAGGAGAGGGAGAGGGAGGAAGAGAGGAAGGAGAGGGAGGAAGAGGAGAGGAGGCAAGCUGCAGAGGCGGCUGAAAGAGAGGCGGAACGAGAGGCAGAGAUGAAAGCGAAGGAAGAGGCGAUUCAAAGGCUGGAAGCAGUAGUUAUGGAGCUCAGAGAGAAGGCUUGUGAGCUAGAGAAGCAGCGAGGAGAGAAAGAGGAAAAGGUGAAGGGUUUAGAGGAGGAAGUGAGAGAGCUUGGGGAUAUGGUUGCAGUGCUGCAGGCUGGAAUAGCUGCGAAACGAGCGGAGCUAGCAGCCAAGGCGGCUGAAUCGGAGAGGAUGGGUCAGCUGGAAGAGCAAGUGAGGGACGGGGAGGAGCGAGUGAGGGAGAGAGAGGAGGAGGUGAGGAGGCUUGAGGAGAGAGUGAGGGAGGUGGAAGGGGAGAUGGAGGAGUUGUCGGUGCAGGUGAGUGCGUUGAGAGGGGAGGUGGAGGCGAAGGAGGGGGAGAGGGAGGAGGUCGAGAGGAAGGGGAGGAAGAGGGAAGGGAGGGUGAGGGAAUUGGAGGAGGAGAUUGGGAGGAGAGAGAAGAGGGAGAGAGAGAUGGAGGAGGAAUUGGGUGUGAGGGAGAGGAGGAUUGGGGAGCUUGAGGGGUUGAUGAGGGAGAGGGUGAGGGAGGUGGAGGGGAAGGAGAGGGAGAGGGAGGAGAUAGAGAGGGAAAUGGAAGGAUUGAAGGGAGAGAGGGAGGAAUGGCAGAGGGAGAAAGAGGAAUUGGAAAGGCAGAUUGAUGGAUUGCGGAGGGAGAAGGAGGAGUUGAAUGGGGAACUGGAACGGUUGAAAGGAGCAUUGGAAGGUGUGAAGGGCGAGAAGGAGGAAUUGGAGAGGCAGAUUGAGGUGAUGCGGAGGGAGAAGGAGGAAGUGAAAGAGGAGUUAGAGCGACUGAAAGAAGAGCUGGAAAGUGUGAAGAGGGAGAGGGAGGCAAGGCUGCAAGCAAGCCAGGCAGAGGUGAGGGGGGAGAAGGAGAAGCGGUCGAUGCUGGAGGAGAGGGCGCAGUUGCUUCAAGACAGAGUCGUGCAGGUGGAAAGGGAGAGGGAAGAGACGUCAGGUCAGUUGGAGGAGAGGACACGCGAGCUGGAGGAAAAGAGAGAAACGGUGGGGCAGCUGGAGAAGACAGUGAAUGAAUUGGAGGAGAGGGUGCAGUCGCUGCAAGACAAGGUGGUGCAGGUGGAAGGGGAGAGGGAAGAGACGGUAGGUCAGUUGGAGGAGAGGACACGCGAGCUGGAGGAGAAGAAGGAAAUGGUGGGACAGCUGGAGAAGACAGUGAGGGGACUGAAUGAGCGGUUGCAGAUGCUUGAAGACAGGGUACGGCAGGUGGAAGGGGAGAGGGCGGAAACGGUAGCGCAGCUGAAGAAGACCGUGUGUGAAGUGGAGGAGAGGAAAGAGAGAGUGUGUGAGCUGGAGAAGAAAGUUUUUGAGCUGGAAGAGAAGGUGCAGUUUGUGCAAGAGGAGAGGAAGGAGGUGGUGGGGCAGCUGGGAAAUAAAAUAUUUGAAUUGGAGGCGAAGAAAGAGAGAGUGUGCGAGCUGGAGACGAGUGCUUGUGAGCUGGAGAAGAGAGUCUGUGAGCUGGAAGAGACGGUGCGGUGCCUGCAAGAGGGGAGGAAGGAGGUGGUGGGGCAGCUGGAGGAGAGGGUCCGCGAGGUGCAGGAGAAGAACGAGAGGGUGUGUCAGUUGGAGAAGGAAGUAUUUGAGCUGGAGGAGAGGGCGAAUUCCCUGCAAGAGGAGAGGAAGGAGGUGGUUUACCAGCUGGGAAAUACGAAAUUUGAACUGGAGGCGAGGAAAGAGAGAGUGUGCGAGCUGGAGAAGAGGGUUUCUGAGAUGGAGGUAAGGGUACAGUCUGUGCAGGAGGAGCGGAAGCAGGUAGUGUGUGAGCUGGAAAAGAGGGUUUGCGAGCUGCAGGAGAGGAAGGAUGCGGUAUGUCAGUUGGAAAAGAGAGUUUCUGAGCUGGAGGAAAGGGUGCAGUCUGUGCAAGAGGAGAGGAAGGAGGUGGUCUACCAGCUGGGAAAUACGAAAUUUGAGCUGGAGGCGAGGAAAGAGAGGGUGGUUGAGUUGGCGAAGGAGGAGGUCGUUUCACGGGCGAGAAUCGCUGAACUGGAGAACAGGGAGACUGUUCUGCAGGCGAGAUUAGUAGAGGUGGAGUUGGAGAGGGAGGUGGAGGAGAAGGAGGGUGCUUUGCAGGCGAGAGUUGCUGAACUGGAGAACAGGGAGACUGUUCUGCAGGCGAGAUUAAUAGAGGUGGAGAAGCAGGGGGGUGUCUUACAGGCGAGAGCGGUCGAGUUGGAAAGGCAGGAGGUUGCUUCACAGGCGGCGUUAGCAGAACUGAAGGAGAAAAGGGAUAUUUUGGAGGCGAAAGUGGUUGAGAUGGAAACGAAGGAGGUUGCUUCACAGGCGGCGUUAGCAGAACUGAAGGAGAAGGGAGAUGUUUUACAGGCGAGAGUGGUUGAGCUGGAGAAGCAGGUGGAGGAGGGAAGGGAGGAGGUGGAGCGAGGGAGGGAGGAGGUUGAGAGGGUGAAGCGAGAGAGGGAGGAGGCGAGGGAGAGAGUGUGGGUGGUGGAGAAAGAAAGGGAGAUAGGGGAGGAGGUGUUGGUGGGGUGGAAGAGGGAGGUGGAGGAGAAAGAAGGGGCGGUGGUGGGGUUGAGGGGCGAGUUGACGGAGAAGGAAGAGGCUUUGAAGGAGCUGGAAGCGGUGUUGGUGGGUGUGAGGGGAGAGUUGACGGAGAAAGAAGAGGCUUUGAAGGAGCUGGAAGCGGUGUUGGUGGGUGUGAGGGGAGAGUUGAAGGAGAAGGAAGAGGCUUUGAAGGAGUUGGAAGGGGUGGUGGUGGGUGUGAGGAGGGAGUUAAAGGAGAAGGAAGAGGUUUUGAAGGAGCUGGAAGGGGUGGUGGUGGGUCUGAAGGGAGAGUUAACGGAGAAGAAGGAGAUUCUGAAGGGAUUGCAGAGUGAAGUGAAGGAGAAAGAAAGUGAGGUGGCGAGUCUGAUCAGGGAGUUGAAAGUAAAGGAGGAGAAUCUGGAGGAGCUGAAGGGGAAGUUGGAGGAGUUGGAAGGGGUGAUGGUGGAGUUGAGGGGCGAAGCGAAGGGGAAGGAAGGCGAGGUGGCGAAGUUGGUGCGAGGAAUGGAGGAGAAGGAUGCGGCUGUGAAGCGGUUGACGGGGGAGGUAGAGGGGUUGAAAAGGAAUUUGGAGGAGUCUAACGGGGAGAGUGCACGGUUGAUAGGGGAGCUGCGAACGGCACUGGGGGAGAGGGAGGAUGAGUUGAGGGCAGUUGAGGAUGAGAGGAAAGGCGUGCAGGCCGAAUUGGAAUGGAAGGAGGGAGAGUUGAGGGCUGUUGAGGAGGAGAGGAAAGGCGUGCAAGCAGCAUUGCAACAGAAGGAGGGCGAGUUGAAGGCCGUGGAGGAUGAGAAGAAAGGCGUGCAGGCAGAAUUGGAGUGGAAGGAGAGGGAGUUGAGGGCUGUUGAGGAGGAGAGGAAAGGAUUGCAGACAGAAUUAGAACGAAAGGAGGGCAAGUUGAGGGCAGUAGAGGAGGAAAGAAAGGGCGUGCAGGCAGAACUAGAACGAAAGGAGGGCGAGUUGAGGGCAAUGGAGGAUGAGAGGAAGGGCAUGCAGGCAGAAUUAGAUUGGAAGGAGGGAGAGUUGAGGGCUGUAAAGGAGGAGAGGAAUGGCCUGCAGGCAGCAUUGGGGGAGAGGGAGGGCGAGUUGAGGACAGCUGAGGAUGAGAGUAAAGGCGUGCAGGCAGAGUUGGAAUUGAAGGAGGGCGAGUUGAGGGCAAUGGAAAAGAGUCUGGAGGACAAAGAGAAGAAAGUUCUGCUCUUGACUGAGGCAGUGAGCAGCAAGCAGCAGGAGAUCAAAGUGUUGAAGGGAGAUAUGGAGGUGUUGAGAGAGGAAAGUGCAGUGAUGCGAGGUAAGGCUGGCGAGGUGUUGAGAGAGGCGAGGGAGAAGGUGACAGCGCUGGAAGCACAGAUGAGCGGAAAGCAGCAAGAGAUUAAAGUGUUGAAGGGAGAGAUGGAAGUGUUGAGAGAGGAAAGCGCAGUGAUGCAAGAAAAGGCUGGUGAGACGUUGAGAGAGGCGAGGGAGCAGGUGGCAGUGCUGGAAGCACAGAUGGGGGAGGGGAGGAGGCAGUUGGAGGAGAGUGUUGAGGAGGGUCGAAAGGCGAUGGAGCAGGUGGCAGCGCUACAGGCACAGGUGGAGGAGGGGAGGCGGCAAUUGGUGGAGAAGAGGCAGCAGUUGGAGGAGGCUCGAGCGGAGGUUCGAAAGGAGAGGGAGCAGGUAACAGCGCUGGAAGCACAGGUGGAUGAGGGGAGGCGGCAACUGGAGGAAGGAAGGCAGCAGCUGAAGGAGGCUCUUGAUGAUCUCCGAAAGGAGAGGGAGGAGAUGCAGGUGGGACGUGCACGUUUGGCGGAAAAGGAGGGUACUGUGCGGGAGAAAGAGGCGAUGGUGUUGGUGCGUGAUGCAAAGAUUCUGGUGCUGGAAUCGGCAGUGGAAGGGAAGGGCCGGCAGGUGUAUGCACUGCAGGGCGAGGUGGAAGAGAGGGUGAGGCGAGCUAGUGGGCUGCAGGCGAGAGUGGAUGAGAAGGAAGGACAAAUAUCCUCGUUGCAAGCUGAGUUGGAAGAGAGGGCGAGGGAAGUGAGUGGGCUGCAGGCGAGAGUGGAGGAGAGGGAGGGGCAGGCAUCCUCGUUACAAGCAGAGGUGGAAGAAAAGGUAAGGGAGGUGAGUGGGCUGAGGGCGAGUGUGCAGGAGAAGGAAGGACAAUUAUCCUCGUUACAAGCUGAGUUGGAAGAAAGGGUGAGGGAAGUGAGUGGGCUGCAGGCGAGGGUGGAGGAGAGGGAGGGGCAGGUAUCCUCGCUACAAGCUGAGCUGGAAGAUGGGGUGAGGCAAAUGGGAGUGUUACAGGCAAGUGUGCAGGAGAAGGAGGAGCAGGUAUCCUCGUUACAAGCUGAGUUGGAAGAGAAGGUGCGGCAGGUGAGUGGGCUGCAGGCGAGUGUGCAGGAGAAGGAAGGACAAAUAUCCUCGUUACAAGCCGAGAUAGACGAGAGUUUGAAGCAAUUGGGGGUGCUGCGGGCGAGUGUGAAGGAGGAAGAGGAGCAGGUAUCCUCGUUACAGGGUCAGUUGGAGGAGAGGGUGAGGCAAGUGAGUGGGUUGCAGGUGAGUGUGGAGGAGAAAGAGGUGGUGAUAUCCUCGUUACAGGCAGAGAUGGAGGAGAGGGUGAAGCAAAUGGGGGUGCUGCAGGCGAGUGUGCAGGAGAAGGAGGAGCAGGUAUCCUCGUUACAAGCUCAAUUAGAAGAGAGGGUUAAGCAGAUGGGAGUGCUGCAGGCAAGUCUGCAGGAGAAGGAGGAGCAGGUAUCCUCGUUACAGGCUGACUUGGAAGAAAGCGUGAUGCAAAUGGGGGCGCUACAGGCAAGUGUGCAAGAGAAGGAAGGCCAGAUAUCUUUGUUACAAGCUGAUAAGGAAGAGCAGUUGAGGCAAAUGGGGGUGUUGCAGGCGAGUGUGGGUGAGAAGGAGGAGCAGGUAUCCUCGUUACAAGCUGAGUUGGAAGAGAGGGCGAAGGACGUUGGGACUCUUCAAAAAAGUGUUCAGGAAAGGGAGAAGCAGGUAUCCUCGUUACAGGAUGAUUUGGAAGAGAAGGUGCGGCAAAUGGGGGCACUACAGGCGAGUGUGGAUGAGAAGGAGGAGCAGGUAUCCUCGUUACAAGCAGGUGUAGGAGAGAAAGAGCAGCAGGUGAAAGUGCUGGAGAGCCAAGUGGAAGAGAGUGUGAUGCAAGCUGCUGCGUUACAAGCAGGAGUAGAAGAGAGGGAGAAGCAGAUAUCCUUGUUACAAGCAGGAGUAGAGGAGAGGGAAAGGCAGAUGUCCGCGUUACAAGCAGUAGUUGAAGAAAGGGAUAAGCAACUAUUUGCGUUACAAGCAGGAGUUGAGGAGAGGGAACAGCAGAUAUCCGUGUUGCAAGCAGGAGUGAAAGAGAAGGAGCAGCAGGUAUUGGCUCUUGUGCAAGAGAAGGAACAGCAAAUACUGAUGGUGCAGAGAGAGAGGGAAGAGUGGGAAGAGGCUAGAGGGAGGAUGGCAGCGAGUGGGAAAGAAGCGGUGGAGAGGAGUGAGAGGGAGAUUGCUGCGAGGGCCGAGGAAGUUGCCCUGCUGCAGAAGGAGAAAACAGAGGUGUUGAGAGUGGUUGAAGAGCUGGAGGCGAGGGUGAGGGAGAGAGAGAUGGAUGUUGCGCGUGAGAAAGAGGCAGUGGAGAGGAGUGAGAGGGAGAUAGCUGCGAGGGUUGAGGAAGUUGCACGUCUGCAGAAGGAGAAAACAGAGGUGUUGAGAGCGGUUGAAGAGCUGGAGGUGAGGGUGAGGGAGAGAGAGAUGGAUGUUGCGCGUGAGAAAGAGGCGGUGGAGAGGAGUGAGAGGGAGAUAGCUGCGAGGGUUGAGGAAGUUGCACGUCUGCAGAAGGAGAAAACAGAGGUGUUGAGAGCGGUUGAAGAGCUGGAGGUGAGGGUGAGGGAGAGAGAGAUGGAUGUUGCGCGUGAGAAAGAGGCGGUGGAGAGGAGUGAGAGGGAGAUAGCUGCGAGGGUUGAGGAAGUUGCACGUCUGCAGAAGGAGAAAACAGAGGUGUUGAGAGUGGUUGAAGAGCUGGAGGUGAGGAUGAGAGAUAGGGAGGAGAAGGAGCAACAGGUGGUCGCAGCGCUGCAGGCGUGUGUGCAAGAGAAGGAGCAGCAGAUAGCGGGGCUGCAGAGAGAUAAGGAAGAGAUGCUGAGAGCGGUUGAAGUGUUGGAGGUUAAGGUGAGGGAUGGAGAGGAGAAGGAGCAACAGGUGGUAGCGCUGCAGGCGUGUGUGCAAGAGAAGGAGCAGCAGAUAGCGGUGCUGCAGAGAGAGAGGGCGGAAUGGGAGGAGAGAGUGGGAGUGGUGCAGUGUGAAAUGGAGGGGAAAGUGAGGGAGAUGGAGGGGCUAGUUGCUGAGGUGGAACGACUGGCUGGUGAGGUGGAAUGGCUCUAUGCUGAGCUGGAAAAGGAGCGCAAGCCGAGGCGUGGCUUGGAUGCUGAGCUGGCACGUGUGGUUAAAGCGAAGGAGAGUCUACAAAAGGAGGUGGCGGGUUUGAAAGAGAGAGUGAGGGAGAUUGAAAGGGAGAGUGUGAAGACGAGAAAAGAGGGAGAGAGGGAGAGGAUGAGGUUGAGCAAGGAGUGUGAGAGUGAGCGUGUGAAAAACGUGAAAGCGAGUGAGGAGCUGAGUGAAAGAGUGCAGGAGCUUUCUGCAUUGAAGACAGAGAGGGAAGGGCUUGUGAGAGAGUGCAAGGAAUUGAAGGAAGAAGCAAGGAAGCUGCGAGAGAGAGUGCAGGUUCUUACUACUGAAGGGGAGGUGUUAUCUGAGAGGGUUGGGGCUGCAGAGAGGAGGGUGGAGGAGGAGAGGGGGAGGAGGGAGGAGGUGGAGAGAGAGAGGGAGAGUGUGAGGGAGGAGCUGGAGGAGGGGUUGAGGGGAGUGAGGGAGAUGGGGGGGAGAGUGGAGGAGAUGGAAGGGGAAGUGAGUGUGCUACAGAGACAGAUGGAAAAGGCUGAGGAGAGGAGAGAGGAGGCUGAGAGGGAAAGGGGUAAUGUAGAGAGGGAUAUGGAGAUGUUAGUCAAGCGGUUGAGAGAGGAGGAGAGGAGUCUGAGGGAGGGAGAGGAGGAGGUGGAGCGAGUGAGAAAGAGAAUGGAGGAGGUGGAGAGGGAGUGGGGGGAGAGUGAGGGGGAGAGGAUGAGGUUGAUGAGGGAGGUGGGUGGUCUGGAGGAGAGAGUGAGGGAGCGAGAGGAGGAGUUGGAAGGGGUGAGGAGGGAGAGGGAUGGGUGGAGAGGGGUGCUGGUUAGACUGAAAGAGAGUCUAGCAAAGGAAGGAGCAGGACAAGGGGUAAGGGUGCAAGUGGUUAAAGAGGAGGUGGGGAGAGAGGAGGGGCAAGGCGAAGCAGUGAGGAGACAGAUGGAGGAGGAGAUUACAGCGCUUGUCCAGUCUAAUGCUGACGCAGCGAGGGCUGAUGUUGACAUGGCAAGGGCUGAUGCUGACGCUGCGAGGGCGGAGGCUGACGCCGCAAGAGCUGAUGCUGACGUGGUCAACAAAAGGCUCCAGGAGGCUGUAGCAGAAGCUGAAGCUGCACGGAAGGCAGCUGUAGCAGCUGAAGCUGCAAGGAUGGUGGCUGUAGCAGAGAGUGAAGCUGCGAGGAAGGCGGCUGUUGCAGAAACGGAAGCUGCACGAGAGGAGGUUGUAGCGCUGGAGGAGGAGGUAGAGAGAAUGAGGGAGGGAGUGGGGGAUCGAGUGAGGGAGUUGGAGGUGGAGAUUGAGGGAGUGAGUGAGAGGCUUGGGAAGGCUGAGAAGGAGGUGAGGGAGAAGGAGAGGGAGGUGAAGAGGCAGAGGGAGGAGCUAAGAGUAAAAGAGGAGGAGCUGGAAGUGAGGUGCAAAGAGGUACAAGAGAAGGGCAAAAAGGUCGAGGAACUGAUGGGUGUUGUGGAAGAAACGAAGAUGAUUGUAUUGAGGAAAGAGGAGGAGUUAAAAAUGAGGGGCAAGGAGGUAGAGAAGAGGAGCAAAGAGGUUGAGAGACUGAUGGGGAUUGUGGGAGAAACGAAGAUGCUUUUAGCGAGGAAAGAGGAGGAGUUGGAAGUGAGGGGCAAAGAGGUGAAUGAGUUGACAGGGCUUGUGGAAGAAGCGAAGAUGCUUGUAGCGAGGACAGAGGAGGAGGGCAGGAUGGCACGAAUAGUGCUGGAAGGAACAGUGGUUAGCUUAAAAGAGGAGAUAGAGAGGGUUGCAGGAGAGGGGUUGGAAGCGGUGGAGAGGGUUAGAGAGGAGGGUAGGGAGGAAGUGGAGAGGGCUAGGGAGGAGGGUAGGGAGGAGAUUGAGAGGGUUAGGGAGGAGGGUAACGAGGAGGUUGAGAGAGUGAGGCAGCAGGCUUGGAAACAGGUGUCGGAGGCUUGGCAAAAGGCUCGGGAGGAGGUGGAACUGGUUAGGGAGCAGCUGGAGCAGGUUCGGGAGCAGCUCCGGAGGGAGGUGGUAUCCAGACAGGUGGAGACUGAACAGAGGGUUGUGGCUGAGGGGAGGUUGCGGGAGAUUGAGGAGAGAGUGAGGGAGAUGGAGAGGGAGAGUAGGGAGGUGGAAGGGGAGGUUGAGAGAGUGAGGAGGGAGUGGGAGGAGAAGGAGAGGGAGAUGAGGAGAGAGUGGGAGGAGAAGAGGUGUGGGAUGGAAGUGCUGGUGAGUCAGAUUGAGGAGAUGUGGAAGGGAAGAGUGGAGGAAGGGGAGAGGGAGAGGGAAAGGGAGAGAGAGAGGAGGGAGGCGGAGUGGGUGGAGGAGAGGAGAAGGUUGGCUGAGGAAGUUGAUAGGGAGAGGGAGAGAGUGAGGGAAGAGGGGGAGAAAGAGGGUGAGAGAGUGAGGAAAGAGGUGGAACAAGAGAGGGAGAGAGCUCUGGCAGAUGUGGACAGGGAGAGGGAGGAAGUGAGGGAGCAGAGGGAGAGAGUGAGGGAGGAGAGGGAGAGAGUGAGGGAGGAGAGGGAGAGAGUCAGGGAGGAGGUGGAGCGAGAGAAGGAGGAAGUGAGAAAUCAACUGGAAAUGGAGAGGAAGAGGUUAAUGGAUGAUUUGGAGGAAAGAGAGAGAAAGUUGAAAGAGGCUGAGGAGAAGUGGAAGGAGGGGAGGAUGGAGGAAGAGAAAUCGGAGGAAACCGUAGGGGAGGAGGUGGGGACGAAUCGGGGGAAAGAGGAGGGGAAGGAGGGCGAGGAGAGAGAAGAUGAAGUGGUGGCGAAGCAAGGAGGUGACGAGGAGGAUAGAGGAGAGGUGGCAGCAAGAGAACGGGCAGAGAAGGAGUGGAGGGAGCGAGAGAGGGAAUGGCAAGCGAGAGAGGAGGAGUGGGGGAGGAGGACGGUGGAGUGGAUAGGGAGAGUGAAGGCGCUGGGUGCUCAGUGGAAGGGAGUGGUGCAGCGAGAGAGGCGAGCGAGAGUGAUGGAGCAGCGGGCCAGAUUGGAGGAGAGGAAGGCGAGAGAGGAGGAGAGCAGAGCUAGGGAGGAGGAGGAGAGGAGGCAAGGAAGUGAAGUGUGUGUGAUAGGCAAGGAGCAAGUGAGGGAGCUAGGGUCGUAUAUCACCAGCAUGGAGUUCGUCUGUGGAAGGUUCCAGCGUGCUCUAGCGGCCAAGGCGCAGCAGCUACAGGAGGAGCGGCAGCGGGUGGAAGGGAUAGUAGAGCAGGCAGCACGGGAGAGGGCUGCGCGGGACGCUGCACUGAAGACGCUUAUAACGGGGAUGGAGAAACGCGAUUUUGCGGCGAGUGAGCCGUAUGCAUCAGUGGACGCGGCAGCAGCUGAGGCCUUCGCAUGGCACGACUCCCAGCUAGAGGCCUUGACCCGCCGUGCUGCUCACAUGCUGCAUGCCGGCUCGGAAGCACCCACCGCAGCUGCUGGAACGACGCCACACCUCUCUGCAUCCACCCCUUCGCUGUACAUGGACACGGAGCAGGGUACGACAGAGAGAGCAGGACCAGCAGCCCAAUCAGAGACCAGUGGAAGCAGCCCCGAGCAGAGGCGUGCCACGAAUCGAUUUAGCCCGAGCAAGCAAGGGAGCCCAAGCCCGGCGCACAAGGGCGGCGGCACUGUCAUUCCUCACGACGCCACCCUCCCCUCGGGCCUGUGGGAUUUCUUCGCAGGCACAUCAGCAGGCCCACCGCUGCCGCUGUCAACAGUGGCUGACUGGGGGGUGGCGGGGAGGCGGCAGCACAAGUGGAUGGUGGAUGGCGUGUGGAUGGAGGUGUCUAGAAAGGAGUACGAGACCAUGCGUCAGACCCUGGCAGAGCAGCAGAAUCAACUGGCAACACUGGAGCAGUUACGGGCUGAUAAGGUCUGGAUGGAGGCUGCCUUGGCGCAAUUCAUAGAGCUCAAGAGGAAAUACGAGACGGAAAACGAAAGCCUACUGUCAAAGAUCGCCAGUUAUGAGUAA